This is a messenger RNA of Amphimedon queenslandica, 3318 nucleotides long. RefSeq names its product ankyrin repeat domain-containing protein 17-like. The transcript has 2 exons. NCBI's taxonomy places the organism in Eukaryota, Metazoa, Porifera, Demospongiae, Haplosclerida, Niphatidae. The record is from RefSeq and is a predicted model, not a curated record. The coding region runs from base 1270 to 3180 and encodes 636 amino acids. Gene Ontology annotation, molecular function: protein binding.
ACGAAAGAUGAGUUGGUUGAGUUAUUGAGUAGCUCAAAGUUCACUGCUGGUACUUGGGAACAGUUUGUUUGUUAUCUUCCUAACGUGACACAAGAUGUCAUUGUUGGUAUUAAGCAGAACGUGGAGGAGAAUGAAGCCGGUCCUUUUAAUUGCAUUGAUGCUGUAGCUCAAUGUUGCCAUAGUAAUCCUCAUUUAACAUGGAGAAAUAUCUGUAUUGCUCUAUUGAGUUCCAAUGAAGUUACUUUAGCACGACAAAUCUUUGAAAAACAUUCUAAAACAGGUAAAAGCACAUGUAAAACAAUAAAGGAUGUAUUGAGAAGUCGCUAUUGCACAUUAAAAGAAGCCACAGAAAAUUGCCUCCAAAAAAUAGCUGACAAAAUGUACAGUGAAGGUCUAAUUAAUAGAGAAGUUCGAAACAUGCCUACCUUUGAAAAAAUAGAACUUGAUUUUUUGUCGCUGAUUUCUGUGCACACAGAAGAUGUUUCUAUACUUGAAGAAAAAUGUCAGUUAUUUUUAUUGUGUCUUGCCAUUGCAGAAGGACCAGCUAGAGAGGAAGCACUUGCUCUUGCUGAAGAUUGGCAACAGGAGGUGUUCAAAAGCCAUCAUGUAUCAUUUACACUGCUGUUAUGCAAGAAAAUGAAGCUUUCAUCUGCUACAGAAAUUGAGUUCAGCUCUGAUCAUGCGAUAUCCUUACAGUUUCAGAAUCUCCUCAAGAAGUUUCCAGGACUAGUUAGAGAUAUUAGAAAGUUUUAUGCAAGCAGUAAAGAAUAUGAUGUGAUUGAUAUUGCCCGUUGGAUAGAAGAAAGUUAUGAAGUGACUGGUCUUGUUCAUGAUGGUACAACAGUCGACGAAAUUUUUAAUGUUUUGCAACCUCAUUAUAACUUUUUGUGUAUUGACCCGUUGUCUGAUCUUAUGGAAGAGUAUCCUAUCAAUGAUCAGAAUGUGUUGUUAAAGUAUUGUCAAUAUACCGAAUGUUUAGAAAGUUUUACAGAUUCUGCUAAGAUAAGUGAAGUGAUGACUAGUAUUGAAGCUGCGUUGACUGAAGAGGAUUCUAAAACUGAUCCUAAAGUUGUUUUGAAGCUUUCAGGAAAGUGGACAGAUAGAGCCAUAAAAAAUCUACAAAAACUAUUGGAACACUUUUUUCCUGAAGAAGCAAAGUAUCUUACAAUCAAGAAAAUACGAACAGGAUCAAUAGAGAUUCAUUUUUUGGCUGCGUCUUAUAAAGUCAUUCGUUCUCUAAUUCCCAAAGCACAAGAUAAAGUUUAGUUCAUGCAUCAUUUUGGUAUAUUUAAACUUACCAUUAACAAUCAAACCAUCAUUGAUGAGGUUGAAGACUAUGCUAAAUUUUGUUUCGAGGAGUCAUUACUACAUGCUAUUGGUAGUAUUGACCAAGAUGAAGAAUAUGAGAAAAUAGUCUUAUUACUUUUGCAAUUUGACUUGAAUAUUAAUUAUCAAAACAGUUCAGGAUUCACUGCAUUAAUGAUUGCUUCUGGAAUUAAACAUCUUAAGGUUGUGGACCUCUUGUUGAGUAAGAGCCCAGAUAUUAACAUUCAAAAUAGUAAAGGAAUUACUGCUUUGAUGAUUGCUUCAGAAUCUCGUUUUGGGAGUUUUCAAGUUGUUAAGCUCUUGCUAAGAAAAGGUCUCAAUAUUAAUGUUCAAGAAUAUAAAGGAUGGACUGCCUUGAUGUUUGCUUGUCAAGAUGGUUGCUAUGAUGUGGUUGAGCUGUUACUUAGUAAAAAUCCAGAUGUAGAUGUUCAAAGUAAUAAUGGAGAAACUUCACUGAUGGUUGCUUGUGAUAAUGGACACAGCCAAGUUGUUGAACUUUUACUGAGUAAAAAUGCAGAUAUUAGCAUUGCUACAAAUUACAGCUGGACAGCAUUGAUGUUGAGUUGUUGUAAAGGUUAUCACAUAAUCGUGGACCUAUUACUUAAGAGAAAUGCUGAUAUUAGUAUUAAAGACAAAGAAGGAUGGAAUGCUCUUAAUCUUGCUUGUUAUCAUGGGCAUUACCAGGUCGUUGAAGUGUUACUCAGUAACAUGAGAGCUAUUGAUGAUCAAGAUAACAAUAGAUGUAAUAUUCUUAUAAACGCUCAGACCCAAGAUGGAUGGACUUCUUUGAUGCUUGCUUGUCACAGUGGACAUCAUCAAAUUGUGGAGCUUCUACUAAAUGCUGACCCAGAUAUUAACAUUCCAGAAAAUGUAAGAGGCUGGACUGCUUUGAUGAUUGCUUGUGCCAAUGGGCACUAUCAGGUAGUUAACCUUUUAUUGAGUAAGCAACCAAAUAUUAACAAGCAAGAUAGGGAUGGAUGGACUGCUUUGAUGCUUGCUUGCAACAAUGGUCAUUUUAGUGUUGUUGAACUUCUGCUAAAUGAAGAUAUUGAUCUUAGGAUCAAGCACAAUGAUGGAAGAAUGGCACUUGCAUUUGUCUUACAAAAAGGCUGUGAAACACCAAAUUAUUUGAAUAUUAUGGAGCAAUUACUUGAUAAUCAUCCUAGUCACAUGCACCAAAUCAAAAAUGUCACUGUUCAUUCAGUAGUACUAGCAGCUAUUUAUUGUAAUCCUGAUGCUGUGGAAAUCAUCAUGAAGAAAUGUGAAGUCUCCCAGGAGCAUUACAGAGAUGCUUUUGUAGCUGCUUGUUAUAGUGGUGGCUCUUCAGUGAUGAUCUUGUUAUCAAACAAAAUACUGAGCUCAAGUAAUGUGAGAGAGCUACUGUUAGCUGCUGCUGGAGGAGAUCUAGGAUUAUUAGUUAGUAUGUUAUUUGAAGUUGGCAUGAGUCCAGAUACUCCAUUAGCAGGUGGUAUAACUCCAUUGAUGAUAGCAGCUUCAUGUGGACACAUUGAAAUUGUCGAGACACUGAUACAAGCCGGAGCUGAUGUCAGAAAAAUUGAUGAUAAUGGUUUAAUGGUACUAGACAUACUGCUUAACAAGGAGGAGAGUUUUCUCAAAACUGCUAUUGUAGACUUGAUAAUUUCUACUAACAAACCAAUUUCUGCUACUCAACAUCAACCUGUAUCUGCCUCAAAAAGUGAUAUAUCAAGAAAUAUCAGUUUGAUACGAUCAAUACCUUACCCUGAAGAAAAUCCAGUUCAGUUCUGUUCAGAAUUAUUAAUGAGUGCAGCAUAUAGGAAAUCAGAUAAUGAAGAUACUGCUGAAGAUACACAGAAUAUUAGACUCAAUUACUGAGAGCAUAAUAUUUUUAGUUCUAUUUUUUUGUGAUUAAUAACCUUUUUAGUAUACCAUUUGUAACAGAGCAAAAUGGAGUAGAUACAAAGAAAGAUAGACUUUUCAACACAUGAGAAUUAGAAAUACACCAGCUGAAAA